GUCAAUCACCACCACCUACACAACUAGCAGCAAUGGCCCCUAAGCCCGCUUCCACUGCCGGCAAGGCUCCCGCGUCCACUGCCUCGAAGGCGCCGGCGAAGACAACCUCCGAGGGGGGUGCGAAGGGCGCGAAGAAGACCGCCAAGGCUGCGAGCGGCGGCGCAGGCGGCGAGGGCGAGAAGAAGAAGCGUAAGAAGGGCCGUAAGGAGACUUACUCCUCCUACAUCUACAAGGUGCUUAAGCAAGUACACCCCGAUACUGGUAUCUCCAACAAGGCCAUGGCCAUUUUGAACUCGUUCGUGAACGAUAUCUUCGAGCGCAUCGCUACCGAGGCUUCCAAGCUCGCAUCCUACUCCAAGAAGUCGACGAUCUCAUCCCGCGAGAUCCAGACUGCCGUCCGCCUUAUUCUCCCCGGUGAGCUCGCGAAGCACGCCAUCUCGGAAGGUACCAAGUCUGUAACAAAAUUCUCGUCUGCGGGUGCGAAGUAGAUUUUCCUGGGGCCGCCGUUCGUCACUGUUGUAUUAUCUUGUACUUUUUAUUUAUCCUAUAUUUCGG
Molecule: messenger RNA, 555 nt
Organism: Dichomitus squalens LYAD-421 SS1
Lineage: Eukaryota; Fungi; Basidiomycota; Agaricomycetes; Polyporales; Polyporaceae
Product: histone-fold-containing protein
Exons: 4
Coding region: 33-488 (151 amino acids)
Biological process (GO): nucleosome assembly
Cellular component (GO): nucleosome
Molecular function (GO): protein heterodimerization activity; DNA binding; structural constituent of chromatin
Source: RefSeq, a predicted model, not a curated record